CCAUAAAGAUUAAAGAAUAAGAGUUGGUGCCUGCUGCGUUUACAGAGCAGAGUCCCCCACUCUCCAAAUCUUUCUCAUUCAGUGAAUGCCAAGUGGAGAAAGAUAACCACAAUCCCUCCAAAAUAUUCCAUCUAGAAUCUGAACAAAAACAAAGCAAACCACCCAAAAAAUCCACGAAUAUUCCACCCCCACAUACCUAAAUUUACCUAUUGCUCCACCCUCCAAUUCCAACCACUCCCUCCUCGUUGCAACGCUAUUUCUCAGUAUACGUUUUUUGGUGUUUCGUGUUUGUUCCAAAUUUGUCUACGUUGGUGGGUACUGGCUUGUUUGAACUAGGGAGGGUGUAUAUCCAUCUGGGUCGUUCUUGCUUUUCCUUCAACUUGUUCAAAAAAUGUACUUGCUGUGAUUCUAAGACAGCCCAACAUGGAUGUCGAGCGUGUGAUCCGUAGCCAUCCAGUGAAGAAAGAUUCAUGGAAGACAGUGUUAACAUUGGCUUACCAGAGCUUAGGUGUUGUCUAUGGAGAUUUAAGUACUUCUCCUUUGUAUGUGUACAAAAGCGCUUUCGCUGAGGAUAUUCACCAUUCUGAGAGUAAUGAGGAAAUAUAUGGGGUCUUGUCUUUUGUGUUCUGGACACUUACACUUGUGCCACUACUCAAGUAUGUAUUUAUUGUCCUUAGAGCUGAUGAUAAUGGUGAAGGUGGGACUUUUGCUUUGUAUUCACUGCUAUGCCGGCACGCCCGCCUUAGCUCAUUGCCCAAUUGCCAGCUCGCGGAUGAGGAGCUAUCGGAGUACACGAAAGAUGGGAUUGAGUCUGAUAGGGGAAAUAUUGGGUGGAGAUUGAAAUCGACAUUGGAGAAGUAUAGAGUGUUGCAAAGGUUUCUGCUUGUUCUGGCUUUGAUUGGGACUUGCAUGGUUAUAGGGGAUGGGGUGCUCACACCAGCAAUUUCUGUGUUUUCAGCCGUGUCGGGUCUGGAGCUUUCCAUGUCAAAAGAGCAUCACCGAUAUGUUGAAGUCCCAGUUACUUGUAUCAUACUGGUAUUAUUGUUUGCUCUCCAACAUUAUGGGACCCACCGAGUAGGGUUCCUCUUUGCACCUGUCGUCAUUAUGUGGCUUUUAUGCAUCAGUGCUAUUGGUUUGUAUAAUAUCUUCUAUUGGAAUCGCGACGUUUAUCAAGCACUCUCUCCAUACUACAUGUACAAAUUUCUGAAGAAGACACAAAGGGGAGGGUGGAUGUCCCUGGGUGGAAUUCUCUUGUGUAUUACAGGCUCAGAAGCUAUGUUUGCUGAUCUAGGCCACUUUUCACAGUUGUCAAUUAAGAUUGCUUUCACCUGUAUGGUUUACCCAUCCUUAAUCCUAGCAUAUAUGGGACAAGCUGCUUAUCUUUCUAGGCAUCAUAAUAUUGAAACUCAUUAUCGGAUUGGAUUCUAUGUCUCUGUACCUGAGAAAAUAAGAUGGCCUGUUCUGGCAAUAGCGAUACUUGCGGCAGUUGUGGGAAGCCAAGCCAUCAUCACUGGAACUUUCUCUAUAAUCAAACAGUGCUCUGCUUUGGGUUGCUUUCCAAGGGUCAAAAUUGUGCACACAUCGUCUAAAAUACACGGUCAAAUAUAUAUUCCAGAGAUCAAUUGGACCUUAAUGCUGUUAUGCUUGGCUGUUACCAUGGGUUUCAGGGACACAAAACGCAUGGGCAAUGCAGCAGGUUUGGCAGUUAUAACUGUUAUGCUCGUAACUACCUGCCUAAUGUCUCUGGUUAUAAUCCUGUGCUGGCACAGAAGCGUCUUCCUGGCCAUUUGCUUUAUAUUCUUCUUCGGCUCCAUUGAAGCACUCUACUUUUCAGCAUCCCUCAUCAAAUUCCGUGAAGGAGCUUGGGUCCCCGUUGUCCUCUCAUUUAUCUUCCUACUCGUUAUGUAUGUUUGGCACUAUGGCACGCUCAAGAAAUAUGAGUUUGAUGUUCAAAAUAAGGUGUCAAUCAACUGGCUGCUCAGUCUUGGUCCCAGUCUUGGAAUUGUGCGGGUCAAGGGGAUUGGACUCAUACAUACAGAGCUUGUUUCUGGGAUCCCAGCUAUUUUCUCUCACUUUGUCACCAAUCUACCAGCUUUCCACCAGGUUGUGGUCUUCCUCUGUGUCAAAUCGGUCCCAGUGCCACACGUCAGACCUGAUGAAAGGUUCUUGGUGGGAAGAGUUGGUCCAAAGGAGUACCGGCUUUAUAGAUGCAUAGCACGGUAUGGCUAUCGUGAUGUUCAGAAGGAUGACAACGAGUUUGAAAAAGAUCUUGUUUGUAGUAUUGCAGAAUUUAUCAGGUCAGGGAGACCAGCAUUAGUCGUGGGAGAAGAAGAUAUGGAGAAUGAUGAAAAUAUGACGGUUGUUGGGACUUCAUCAUCAAAUUUAGAAGGUAUAAGAAUGUGUGAAGAUGAUGAUAACUUUGCAGACAUGGUAGGCACUUCAGAGUUGAGGGAGAUUAAGUCCCCAGAAAGGGUUAGGAAGAGAGUGAGGUUUGUUGUGCCGGAGUCUCCACAGAUUGAUAUGGAUGCCCGGCAGGAGUUGCGCGAACUGACGGAAGCAAGGGAGGCAGGAAUGGCAUUUAUAAUGGGGCACUCAUAUGUGAGAGCAAAGAAAGGGUCCAGUUUGAUGAAGAAAAUUGUGAUUAAUCUGGGUUAUGAUUUCUUGAGGAGAAACUUCAGGGAACCAACUUCUGCUUUGAGCAUUCCUUAUGCAACUACUCUAGAGGUGGGGAUGGUUUACCAUGUUUAAUCAAUGCUUAUACAGCAUAGCUUUGUAUUCUGCAUUUUCUCCAUCUGGGUCAUUGUAAAUAAUUUAUCAGAUUUUUUCUUUUUCUUUUCUUUUUUCCGUUUUCGCUGCAAUGUUCAUCUAUGUUGAGUUUAUAGAGCUAGUAGUAGGCACAAAGUGCUAGAGAAAGUGUUCCAUGCAGAACUACAAGAUCAAUCAACCGUGUUUCGGUUUGGGCUUCAA
Corylus avellana is the source of this 2967-nucleotide messenger RNA. Its product is annotated as potassium transporter 8. Gene Ontology annotation, cellular component: membrane. Lineage: Eukaryota; Viridiplantae; Streptophyta; Magnoliopsida; Fagales; Betulaceae. Gene Ontology annotation, molecular function: potassium ion transmembrane transporter activity. Gene Ontology annotation, biological process: potassium ion transmembrane transport. The record is from RefSeq and is a predicted model, not a curated record.